Messenger RNA from Fopius arisanus, 1020 nucleotides. RefSeq names its product cytosolic 5'-nucleotidase IIIB (gene cN-IIIB). The record is from RefSeq and is a predicted model, not a curated record. Gene Ontology annotation, cellular component: cytoplasm. Bases 1 to 870 code for a protein of 289 amino acids. The transcript has 2 exons. Gene Ontology annotation, molecular function: magnesium ion binding; 5'-nucleotidase activity. NCBI's taxonomy places the organism in Eukaryota, Metazoa, Arthropoda, Insecta, Hymenoptera, Braconidae.
AUGAGAUCAAGAUCGAGAAAAAUUAUAUUGAUUACUCCAAAAGCUAUUAAUUUCAGGUCAAUUAUUAUUUUGAUUUAUACGUUUUCAUAUUGUUCUCAUACUGCGUUCAGUUUAGGGUAUAAGGAUUUAUUCGGGAAUUAUAGGGCGUUUAUAACGACUCGUCGUGUUCAAGAAAAAUUAUAUCCCCUCCUCAAAAAUUCAUUAACUUUUUCAGGAAUUUUUUACAAAUGCAAACAAAUACCCGAGGAAAUAGAAGCGGAAGCACGUUCCUUAUACAACAUAUACCGUCAAAUGGAGUUGGACCCUGACCUCAAGGAGGAAUUGAAGAUGAAGGCGAUGGAGGAUUGGAUGAUCGAGACUCAGAAACUUCUCCAAGGACUGUUCUUUAACGCCUCUGAACUACACGAUGUAGCUAAGAUUUAUGGGACUGAUUUGAGGGACGGCACCAAGAAAUUAUUAAAGAGAUUAGAAGCAGCGGAUGUGCCAGUGCUGGUGUUCAGCGCAGGCCUGGGGGACGUCGUGGAGCAUAUCCUCAAAUAUCGCGGUGUCUACCUGAGUAAUCUGAAGAUUAUCUCGAAUUUUCUCAAGUUGAAGGACAACAAAAUUGAGGGAUUCAAAAAUGAUCCGCUCAUCCAUAUGCUGAACAAGAAUGAACAUGCAGUUGAUAAGGAGUAUUUCAAGGUUCUUGAAGGAAGAAACAAUGUUAUCCUCUUAGGGGACCAGACAGGGGACGCCACGAUGGCUGACGGAGUCAAUGACUGUGAGGCCAUUCUGAAAAUCGGGUUUUUGUACGAGAACGUAAGAAUCGUCAAGUUAUUUCGCAGUUCGAAUCGGUUUUGGGGAUAUGCAUGUACCUUUCAGAAUUGUUAAUCGUCAGAUUUAUCAGUCAAUUUAUUGAUAAGCUUAACUAAUUAUCAAGUUAUCAGCAAGUCAAAUGAAUUGUUUUGUCACUACUGGAAUGGUAAAAUGAGAGACAUCGAAUUUUUCAGUUUUAUGAAAUAUCGACUGAUUUAAAAACUA